UUUACUUAGCCUAUUGCCAAUUUCAAGGAAUCUAGAAAAAUAACCGAAAGUUUAGAAUUACCAAUGAGCACGAAUAACGCUGAUGAUUCAUCUAGGUAUAUGAAACUGAAAUAAAUAAUUAUGCAAUUAGGGUGAUUUUCAUUUUCAUUAAUUAGGUAUGAAUACUAAAUAAGCAUUAGAUUACAAGUUUGAUUGAUUCACAACGCAUGCGCAGCAAUUAUGAUAAUGAAAGCGAGGUAUUUAAGAAAAACGCUGUAUUUGCAUUUGUGUGCGACUUUGAUUAUUUCAAUGAUGAAUUCGCCUCCGAACGACUCAUUUUAUCUAUGCACAUUAAAAUACCCAAUUGUGUGAAGAUCUUGUUUUUAUGAUAUUUAUUCAUAUUAAGUUAAAAACUGUUCGUGCUUCUCGAAAUAUUUGUAUUACUUAAUGGCUUUCCAGUAAACAAGAAUGAAAUCUGGUGCCAGUAAGUCAGAUUCCAGUAGGCACAUCUUGAAAGCUUCCAUGCUCUGAAACGAUGUCAUCAACGGAAAAACAAAUGAAGGCCAGAGUCAGGAAAAAUUCUGAUGAGCAACUUUCAGCGUCAGGCUAUCAAAAAAGACCAAAAAAUGAUGAAAAUGUACCAGAUUCGUCUACGAAGUACUUAGCUGAAGAUGCAUCAGAGCCGCGUGCAAUGUACUCAGGAGAAAGCCGAGGGAAAACUGGAGCUGAUCAAUCAUCUAUGCUAUUGAAACGAAAUAAUAUUGAUUCCGAAGAAAAUGCGUCACAAGGUGGAAGGCGUGAACCCAAGAUAUCCAAAAAUUGCACCUCACCAAUGAAACUAGCGCAGAAUGAACAUGAAGUGACUGAAGAGUUGAAACAUGGAACGACUUCAAAAGAGUACUAUGAUGCUGCAGGAUUAAAAAAUUUUCUUCACGGCAUUUCUUAUCAAUCAAAAUUAUUAAUUCAUGUAUUAAAACGUGGCUUAUAUCACCGGGAAUCGAUAAAUAGUAGGUAUUGUUUCGCUAUUGGAACUGAAAUGAAUGCCGCUGAAAAGUUUGACGAUAUAGUCUUCCGAUACAAAAAUAACUUCCGGGAUCAAAAAUUUAUCUAUCGAUUUGUGCAGGCAAAGCAUAAAAUUGAUAAUACUAAAGUGCUCGGUGAAGACAAUUUACUUAGCCAAGAAGAAAAAGAGGAAUUCAGGUUAUCAAAAUAUUUCGUUUCUUUUCUCAGAAUUAGAAAAAACUCGUUUUUUCGAGGUGCUGAACUGAGAGAUUUUACAAUUUGUACAAAUAUUUCUCUAAACAAAAGUUUAGAAGACAGUUGUUUUGAAUCAGUGAAUAGGGACGAUGAAAUUUUUGAUUUUAAAACAGGGAAGCGUUUAAAACUCAAUUUGAACAAAUUCCCUAAAAGUGAUGAAUUGAAAUCAGCGCUGGAAAACGAGUCAGAUUGUAAAGAGUUGGCAAAGCGACUUGCUGAAUGUAUAAUGAAAGGUAAUGUCAUUAAUUUAAAGGAUGGCCUAUUUAAACUCUACCACCGUGCGCUACGCAUGCAUGUAAUUGAGGUAACAGAUGAAAAGCAAGUAAUUAAGAAGAAAGAUGAUGGAGAAAAAUACGUUGUUGCUAAAUUAUAUGAAAAUUUUGUCGAUGAAAAAAAUUUGUCGCCUCCUGUACAAAAUUUUAGGAAUGCCUUUUUCCACGAAUAUCGCGGACGAAAAGAUGUGGAAAUAAAGAUAGGACCUUCUUAUGUAAAAUUUUAUGAGUUUAAGAAUAAUCCCAACCUUGAAAAUGAUGCAAAAGCGUUAGCUAGUGAAAUUGCUACUUGCAUUACUCAUGCUAAGAACGGCAUUGUUAAACUCGAUAGGAGAAAAUAUAUACAAAAAUAUAUCGAUGAAUUAGCAGGAUUUGUAUUUAUAAAGAAAGCCCCCACAGAGAAAGAUACUUAUCAUUUCAGUCAAAUAUUUUUCGAUGAAGACUACAUACUGCCUGGUGAUUUGAAGUUUUUCAAGGAGGAAUUGAGAAAACUCAAAAAUAAAAAUGAGCUGUUAAAUCUAAAAUUUCGUAUUGCAAAUUUUGUGACAUGUGAAGAGGAUGAGUUACUUUCACAACCUGACUUACCUGAUGAAGUUUCAGAACAAAAUAUGACUGAUUUUUUCAACAUGUUGAUAUUUGCUGUUGGUAUGCCGGAUGAAAAACAGCUUGGACAUAUUAUUGCAAAAGAUAUGAGUGACCAACUCAACUUAGCUGACAGUGAGUUUCCCACGAGUAGUCUUGAGAUGUUUAUUCAGAAUUGGAUGAAAGAUAAAAAGGGAUACUUUCUUACUGAUGAAGAUGGUGAAAUUUUUUUUGAAAAAGUUACUCAAAAAGUUUCUGCAUUAAAUGUAUAUGGCAUUACUUUGAAAUAUUGUGCAAAAAUUGAAGAUUUUGGUAUGGAAUUUAGCCAUAUCCCACCAAGAUUGAAGAGUUUCCUAACUUCAACUAAUGAACAAAUUUUCAUUUUGAUUAGCUCAUUUACCACACUGAGUGCAAUCAAAGUAAUUCAAGCAUUGAAAGAUACAAAAGCAUAUGAAACAGAGGGCAGCUUCAUCGCAAUUCAUCUGAGCUCCAUUUUGCAUGCAGGUAUAAAAGAUCGCAUAAUACAGGCUUUCAACUCUGAAGUAUCAAAUAAUCUCUUGGUAAUUGAAUGUGGAGCAGCAGAAUUAGGUGACAGACAACAAUUAUUACUUGAACCAUUGUUUUCUAUAACAACAAGGUGCAACAAAAAGAAAAUUAUUCUUAUUACUUGUGAGAAUGACACUUUAGCUGAAAAACUUCAAAUGGAUUUUCCUGAAAUUAAGUGGGAUGGAGUAAUAGAUGACAAAAAUAGCCUAAUUGAUCUGAAACAUCAUUCACAGGAAGCACUUUGGAACAGAAAGAUUGAAUUUCAAGGUAGAGAACCAGCCCUGAGCUUAGGUACAUUGUUAACAAAUAAAGAAUCAAAAUAUAUUUUGGGAAAAGCGCUCGUUGGAGAAUUGUUAUUCAAAUUAAUUGAAAGUAAAGAGAUGAAAAUUGGUAAAGCGCCAAAAGAUCAGAAGUAUGACAAUGCAAAGUAUUAUUUCAUCCAGCGAUCCUUUUUCCGCUACAUAAAUAUUGAUGUAAAAUUUAAAGAAAACAAGUCUGAAUUUGCUCUCAUUGACAAAACUCAAGAAAUUGCUGAAUCAUGUGUCCAGGCAACACAGGAUAUAAUACUAAUAGCCGAUACGAAUGAAGACUUCAUAAAAUGCUGUAAUAGCUGCAAUAACAACAUUCACUGGUUAAAAAAAAGUGGAGAUGAUUGCAUAUGGCAACAGUCUCGAGGUAGUGUAUCAAAAUUACGAGAAUUCAUGAAAACUAGUGAGCAAAGCAGAACAGAAUAUAAACUGGAUAACAUUGUAGAUAUACCCGACAAAGUUGUCCUAAUUGCUGCUGAGGCAGGUAUGGGAAAAUCAGUUAUUCUAUCUCAUUUAGCAGUAAAUACACCCACUGUUCCGUUUCCUGUGUGGAUUGUGAGGUGUAAUUUAAUGGAAUAUUCAUUCAAGUUUGGAGAAUGGGUUAAAUCUUCUAAAAAGGUCAAUGUGAAAGAAGCAGUGAAGUUUCUCUAUAAAAUCACACAAUUUAAAUUAUUUGAAGAAUGUGAAGAUGUCGAGGAAGAACAAAUAUUGGAUAAUUUUCUAGACAUUCAAAAUAAUGGCAAAGUUUAUUUUAAAAGCAAUCAAUUGAAACAAAAUAAAAAUGUGUCAUCAUUAGCACUAUUUGAGAUAGAGUUGUUUACUGUGUUGUAUAAUCAAGGUAGGAUAGUCCUAUUAUUAGAUGGAUUUGAUGAAAUUAUCCCAAAUUAUAAGUAUCAAGUUAUUAAAGUGAUUGAGAAUUUGAUAAGUCGCUUGGCAAAAAUAUGGAUGACAACUCGUCCUAUUGGUAUUCGAGGUGAAGCAGAAAAUAAGUUUAGUGUGUUUUCAUACCAGCUAACAUCAUUCACUCAAGAUGACCAAAAGAAAUUUUUAAUGGAAUUUUGGAGAGAAAAAUUGAAACCUGUCAAAUUGAAUGAACAGUGCUCCAGUGUUUAUAUUGACAACCUGAUAAGGAAGUUCUCUUCUUGUACAAGUGAUUUACAAAAAAAGUUUUUAAGUGUGCCUUUGCAAGCAUACAUGAUUGCUGAGGUUUCUACUGUUGCAUUUAAACAAUUUCAUGAAUCUGGGAAUUCAGAACUUUCUGAAAAACACCAAGAAACACUUGAUCAGAUGUUGGAUUUAAAUUCCUUGUAUCAGAAAUUUAUUCUUGAGAAGUACCGUAUACAGCGAAGGAAGAUGGAUCCUAAAUAUGAUCAUAAUAGAUAUAAUGUGGGAAAUUCUGAAAUAGAUGACAUGCUGUAUGAAGAAUUUUUGGAAUGGCAUAGAAAAUUGGCUAUUUAUGUUACAUUUAAAGGAGAGAUCAACAAGUUCCCUUCCAAAAUGAUUGAUAUAAUUAAAAAUAUUAAAGAAGGAAAGGUGAAAACUGGUAUUGUUCAGUGUAUCCCAAAUGAAAUGCCUACCUUUAUACACCAAACAUUUGCUGAAUAUUUCACUGCUGAUUUUAUAUGGAAACAAUUUAAGUUAAUGGAAUUUAACAACUUUGAAAAAUUUAUUGAUGACAUUAUAUUUGGAAACUUAAUUAAGGUUGACAGAAAAGAAAUAUGUAAAUUUCUUAAAUCAAUAGCUGAAAAGGAUUUAAAAGGUAAUGAGAUGUUUCCCCAAUCUGAAGAAAAAUUUGAGACGCUGAUGAUGAAGCUUUUCAAUGUGAUUCGAAAAGAAAAUUUCUUCAGUCAUUAUAAGCUAGUAGGUCCACGUUAUUGGAGCAUGAGCGCAUGUCCAUCUUACAAUUACUCCUUUUCUGUAGUGUUAUGGAUAAUUGAGGUAGCAUUGAGCUCAGGUCGAGUAGGUGUUCUAGAAAUUAUUAGAAAUUGGUGUGAUAGAGACCAAUAUAACUUACUUUAUGUAUGUACACGAUUGGGAUACACAGAAUUUGCAAAAGCUCUGAUAUUAAUGAGAAAAAACAGCAAACAUUUUUUACAAUAUAAUUUAAUGAAUUCUGGUUGGAACAGUUCUAUUUUAAUGAUAGCAAUUUAUAGUGGUCUCCAAAAUAUCACAGAAUUUUUCCUUGGUUUCUACAAUGUUUUUUGGAAAGAUUGUCAUGAUCACACUUUCAUCUCCUGUAUUCUUAGUGAGAACAACGUUAAAGUUUUGGAUUUUCUUUUUAAGAACAAUAUGUUUGAUAUUGGUAAACCUUAUAUUGACAAUCAUCAACAGAAGCUGCUGUUUCUUGAAGCUAUGCGCAUGAGUUCAUCAGAUGUAGUUGGAUUUUUGAUGGACAAAACAGAUAUUCACAUAGUAGACGAAUUUAUUAGUUCUCAUGGAUGGAGCGAGAUCUCCUUUAGUCUGAGUGCUUCAGUGUUCACAUAUGAUGAAAAAAAAAUGGAGCUUGGUAUGAAAAAGGGAAUUGAUUUUGCCAAUACUUCGAGUAUGAAUAUCUUCCUCAGUCAUGUUCUUCAGAACUUUCAUAGACGGGAGAUUUUACAUGAUUUAAUGCGGGUGUUCGAGAUAAGUGAACUAAUCUUGAAAAGUGGCGCAGGUUACAAUUGUAAGAAUAUUAAACUUAGUGACCAAAGAUUGGGAUUUGGCUUUGAUUUCAAAACAUUUUCAUUUGAAAGAGAAUGUAAUACAAUAACAUUACAUUAUAGUGAGUGUUUAUACCUCAUCUGUAUGCUAUUAUUUAAGGCAGAAGCAAUGAUUCAUAAUAAGUUUGAUAUCAAGAGCUUAUCAUACUUUCACACAGCGACACCCACAGGUUUUAGGACUCCUAUUGCAAGCCUUCAUGAAAGCCCCUUUUUUCCUCCGGGUUUUUUUCGAAAUAAUUCAUUUUUAGAGCGAAAUAGAGUAAAUACCACAUUUUUGGACAGGGCCCCAGCAUCAGGAUUAGUUGGAACACUGCGCCUACGUGGGCACUACUGCUCUUGGCAGAAUAGAAUGAACUGUAUUCGAUGCUAUGGUAUAAAGUAUAAAGGUGAGCAGCAAUGUGUGUCACUGGAUGAACAUGACACAGCUACAGUACAAAGUGCUCUAAAUGAAGUAUAUUCCUUCAUGAAUAGGGCACCAGCCGUAAUAGACCAUCUUCUUCAGUCUUAUUCAACCGAAAUUGAUCGCCUUCUCCGUACAAUUCAUCUUCAUGAUAGUCCUAUGGCUAUAAAUCGCAUCAUGGAUGAGUAUUUGUUAGCUCGUAUUGAAAUACUUGUACCCAGACUUAGUAGAUUGGAAACAUUUUUACUGAUUAGAGUAAUCACUAUUUCAAAGGAUUGUAAUUAUAGCGUGUAUGCCGCAUAUAAAAAUAUAUCAAAACGUAUACAAGUAUCGUCAAAAUUGAAAAACAUGCCACAAGAAAUUAGAAAAAUUUCAAGCAAUGAAAAGUUUUUAUUCAAGACUAGAGAUUUAUUACAAAUUUUAGAAACAGAGAGUAGUCCCAAUGAUUUUCGUAAUGAAGUACUGAGUUUGGUGUCAACAAUAAAGGAAUGUGGAAAUUAUGAUUCUAUAGGCGAAGUCUUGACAAACAUAACGCAAAAUUUACAAAUUAAAGACCUAGAAGAGAUUUAUGAAAAGUCGAAGUACUUUCAUGAAUUAUUGAAAAAGUUGGACAAACUGUAUAAGAAUCUUACCACUGCCAUAGCUUCUGACGAAAAUAAAGAAAUAGAUGUUAUUUUAGAACGAGCACCAAAUUAUAAAAAAUCAAUUAUUCAUGGUCAAGAUGACGAAUUUGGCUCACCUUUACAUUAUGUCGCAAGUAAAGGUAAUGCAGAAAUUACCCAAAUACUUUUAUCUCACGGAGCUAAUCCCAAUCUUAGAUUAAUUGAACAUGGCGGUCCUCAACUUCUAUCAACUUUUGAAAAUUCUAAACAAAUGGAGGAUAAUGAAACCUGGGCAUCGGAUUACUACAGUUGGACCCCACUGCAUUUGGCAGCCUUGAAUGGUCACAAUGAAGUAGUUCUGCUGUUAUUAGAUAAUGGUGCUAAAGUUGAUUUGAUCACUGAUGUUAAAGCUACUAAUAAAGGGAAUACAUCACUGCACCUGGCCACUUUACGCAAUCAUUUCGAUACUGUGCUAUUACUUUUGAAAAAUGGAGCAUGUUAUGACGCGAAAAAUGCGCAAAAUAAGACACCUCUUGAAUUGGCUGAGGCUGGAUCUGAUGUAGCACACGUGUUGCAAUGCACUCAUAAUUCAUUUCGGGCUGUUAAGGAGCAUAAAAAAGAUUUAGUGAGUUCUUUAUUAACAGCGUAUGAUUCAGAUUUAUUAGAAGCAAUCUUACGUGCGAAAAAUUCAGAUAAAAAGACCCUUCUAUGCAUUGCUAGAGCUAAUGAGCAAGAUGACAUGGUAGACUUGCUUGAAGAAAUGUUUAGAUCGAAUGUACCUAUUAAUUUCACACAAAGAUGGGACGAUUCAAAUCAUGGAAAUGAAUUGGAUUUAGAAUCCCAUUCUAAAUUCGAUUCAGAAUCCUAUUCUGAAUCUCAUUCUGAAUCGUAUUCAAAACAGGAAGUGCUAAUAUCAGAUUCAGAUUUACUUUCAGGAUUGGAUUAUUUUAAUUAUUUGGAUUGUAUGACUGACAAUGAGAAGUUGAUUUCGCGAGAAUGUAAAACCACUGGCUUACCAAAACAAGGUUUACCAAACAAUCUUUCUUAUCCCGGGUGAGAAUGAAGUGUACUUCAAGGAAAGUCCAUUUUUAGGUUUACCUUUGGCAAAUCUUCGCACUAAUUUCAUCAAUUUUCAACGGGCCAUGGUCCAUGAAUGGUAACAUUCCUUGAAAUUUUCGUUUGGGUUUCCCCCCUCCCAGUGAACCUGUUGUAACAUUCCCUAAGGUACACUUUCUUCUCACCUGUGGGUGGUUUACCUCCGAGUAAACCAGUAACAUUUACGCGUAGGAUUGGAUUAUUUUGGAUUCUGAACCCUCAAGUGUAAGGGCACCAAAUGUCGACCCCCUCCCUAAAUCCGACCCCCCCUCUAACUCGCCUAUCAUAGGCCAGGCCAGACUGCCUCUGUAUUUCUAUGUUAUAAGCGAAACGGCGCAAAAUGUACAUUUUAAUACUACCCUUCUUUUUCUUAUUCAACGUAAAAUUCGCUAGAAAUGUGAGAGAGAAAAAAUAGGUAGCUGCGUUACUGGAUUUUUCAGAAAGAUGAGGACCCAUUUUCCUACCACUUACUUACCUACUCUAAGUAUUUCGGGAACUAUAAAAACUUAUUUUUUGCCGUCAAAAAUGUUGCUAGUUCUAAAUUUUUUACAAUUCUUUUGAGUUUCUAUCAAUUCUAUGGUUAAUUCUUACUGAUCUUGAUCAAUAAUUUUAUUACAUGACUUUUCUGCUUUUGCAGAUGUGUAUCUAUCAAACUUAUGUAUGUACUUUGUUAUAUUCCGCUAACAAGAGGAUUUUUUUUAUUUUUUUAAAAUACCUAACGUUGCUCCACUCCGCACCAGGCGGCGGAGUUUAUUUUUAUUGAUUCAAGUACUUACCUAAUAAACAACUUACAUCUAAGCAGUGUUGAAAGAACAGCACAAGAACGGAACAAAAUUUAAAAGAACGGAACAUUUUUUGAAGAACAAGAACAAGAACGAAAACAGAAUUCAAAUUUUUUCAAGAACAAGAACAAGAACAAAACCGCAAAACCAAUUUUUGAAAGAACAAGAGCAAGAGCAAGAACAGAAUCAAAAUCUCCUCAAGAACAAGAACGGGAACAAGAACGGGAAAACUUCCCAUGUUCUUUGUUCUUGAUCUGUUCUUUGUUCUUCGUUCUUGUUCUUAAAUGUUCUUUCAUUUUUUUCUUACGCCAUUGUCAUAGCUAGAAUUUCUAUGGAAAUUUAUGCAAAAAAUUUUGUAAUUUGUGAGAAAAUCGUAAAAAAAGGGUGUAAUUUUUUGCAAAAUAUUGAUAAAAUUGUCAGCAGAUUUGAAACCAGCAAGAACGCUAGUAAAAAACGCUAUUGAAAGAACGCAAGAACGCCAGGAAAGAACUCAACAAGAACAAAAAUAAAAACAACCAAGAACGGGCGUUCUUGGUAGUAAAGAACAAGAACAAAACUGUGGUGCAAAAAUUUGAAAGAACAAGAACAAAAACAAGAACAUAAUUUGAUAACAAAGAACAAAAACAAGAUCAAGAACGCUCCUGAUACAUCAAGAACAAGAUCAAAGAACAAGAACGCGGAAAUUUUUUUCGCGUUCUUUCAACACUGCAUGAUAAAAAGUAGUAAUCUACCUAUGUAUUUUAUAUUAUUUUACACGUUUAUUAAUCUUAAUUCUAGUCUCUUGGGUAGGUAUAGUUUAUUUUUUAUUGUAAGCAUGUUUAGUAUUUUUAUAGAAAAACUUGUUGAAUUAUUUUCUUGUAAUAUUUUAUAAAAUACAUUAAUGAAUAGUGUUGUAGAGAAAAGUAUUAUUUGGAAAAAUAACAAUUGUUGAAUUAAUAGGUAGGUACGUGAAAUUUUUAAAUGAAAUACUUACUUAGUUUUGGCGUAAAGGAGGCAAUAAUCUUUCAUGAGAGUUCUAAAUUUUGAAAUUUUGAAAAUUGUCUACUUGGAGCUUGUGAAAAAAAUCACGCUGACAAGAGAAUCACUCCAGCCUUCCGCCACGGAUUUGGAGAAUACUUGAAUACGCCGGCGGUUCUAGCAGUAGUAUAGUAACAGUUCAUAGAGUAAGUAGCACAAUAUUACCUACUAUUUUAGAACUCUUGCAGUGUUUAUUCUUUGUAAAUGUUUACGAAACACUACCACUAAGCCCUUUUUUUUUUCAAAUUCCUUAUUUUUCUUACCUAUCGUUUUUAACCUUGGGGUCAUUC
Messenger RNA from Planococcus citri (citrus mealybug), 9829 nucleotides. RefSeq lists its product as uncharacterized. The record is from RefSeq and is a predicted model, not a curated record. Bases 515 to 7702 code for a protein of 2395 amino acids. The transcript has 4 exons. Gene Ontology annotation, molecular function: protein binding. NCBI's taxonomy places the organism in Eukaryota, Metazoa, Arthropoda, Insecta, Hemiptera, Pseudococcidae.